Messenger RNA from Hypoxylon fragiforme, 3097 nucleotides. Its product is annotated as D-xylulose 5-phosphate/D-fructose 6-phosphate phosphoketolase. The transcript is spliced from 2 exons. The record is from RefSeq and is a predicted model, not a curated record. Gene Ontology annotation, molecular function: aldehyde-lyase activity. Bases 402 to 2873 code for a protein of 823 amino acids. Gene Ontology annotation, biological process: carbohydrate metabolic process. Lineage: Eukaryota; Fungi; Ascomycota; Sordariomycetes; Xylariales; Hypoxylaceae.
UGUACCCAGCUGAGUAACUGACAUACAGACUUGACUUACUGACUUGUUGGAUUAUACAGUAGCUUGACCCAACAUUGUUGCUACCUUACUACUACCUAGUAGCCUGUGACCAAGGUAGGUAAUGUUAUAAGUAAGUUCGUAGAGUUGACGUUGAAUCAUUCUCAUAUAAGUAGCCACCUUCAUCAUCAACAUCUGUUUGCUUUGUCCUACUCAUACAUCAUCCACAUCAUCACAAGCAACUUACACCUACACUUGUAUUCACACAUACCAAUCAUCUAGCUACUCUGAAUAUCCGAAUUGGAAUUCGAGUUUCUACUUACAUAUUAUCCCCCUAUACUCUCAGAAGAAAUAUUAUCAACCCUAGCAAAUCUAACAGCUGGUCUGCCCCCAAACGAGACAAGAUGUCAGAUACACGGGAAGCCGAUAUCAAUGAGAUUCGGCCAUUUGGAGUGGCCCGCUCAACUAUCAAAGGCGAACCACUAUCCAAAGAGGAGAUCGAGAAGUAUAAUGAUUUCUUCAAGGCCAGUCUGUAUCUAAGCCUGGGCAUGAUCUACCUCAAGGAGAACCCUCUCCUACGAGAACCCUUGAAAGCGGAACACAUCAAAGCCCGUCAACUGGGUCAUUUCGGAUCUGCCCCCGGCCAAAUAUUUACCUAUAUGCAUAUGAACAGAUUGAUCAAGAAGUAUGAUCUCGAUGUUCUCUUUGUUUCUGGUCCCGGCCAUGGCGCCCCAGCGGUUAUAUCGCAGGCUUAUCUAGAGGGCACUUACUCGGAGGUUUAUCCUGAGAAAACCGAAGACCCCACGGGCAUGCAAGUCUUCUUCAAGCAAUUCAGCUUCCCCGGUGGCGUGGGAUCACAUGCAACCCCCGAAACCCCCGGCAGUAUCCACGAAGGUGGCGAACUUGGUUAUUCCAUCUCGCAUGCCUUCGGUACCGUGUUCGAUAACCCAGAUCUGAUUGCUCUAACCAUGGUUGGUGACGGUGAAGCUGAAACCGGCCCAUUGGCUACGGCCUGGCAUAGCACCAAAUUCCUGAACCCCAUCUGUGACGGUGCGGUGCUACCCGUCCUGCAUCUAAACGGUUACAAAAUCAACAACCCUACCGUCCUAGCUCGUAUCUCACACAAGGAGCUAGAGCAGCUAUUUUAUGGCUAUGGCUGGCAGCCGUACUUUGUAGAAGGUGAGGAUCUGGACACGAUGCACCAGGCCAUGGCCGCCACCCUUGAACAAUGUGUUCAGGACAUCCGCAAAUAUCAGAAAGAGGCUCGUGACUCUGGCAAACCAUUCCGUCCACGGUGGCCCAUGAUCGUCUUGCGAACGCCGAAGGGUUGGACUGCACCACGCAAAGUUAAUGGCCACUAUCUUUCAGGUUUCUGGCGUUCUCACCAAGUACCUAUUACGGGUACCAGAACGAAUCCCGCCGACCUUAAGGUACUGGAAGAGUGGAUGCGUGGAUACGAACCUGAACGCCUCUUCGGCGAAGAAGGGAGAAUCUCGGCCGAACUCAAGGCUUUAUGCCCCACAGGUAACAGGCGCAUGAGUGCGAAUCCUGUGGCUAACGGUGGGUUGCUAUCGAAACCACUUAAGAUGCCCAACUUUAGAGAUUACGCCAUCCAAGUGGACAAAGCUGGUGCAACAGUGGAGGGAAGCAUGGCAAACUUCGCCAAAUUCCUACGUGAUAUCAUCAAGAACAACCAGCACAACUUCCGUUUGAUGGGUCCUGAUGAGACUGAGUCUAACAAACUGGCAGCCGUGUAUGAAGCUGGCAAGAAGGUUUGGAUGGGUGAGUAUUUUGAGGAAGACGAGGACGGUGGCAAUCUGUCUCCUUUCGGAAGAGUCAUGGAGAUUCUAUCAGAGCAUACUUGUGAGGGUUGGCUAGAAGGCUACCUUCUUAGCGGUAGACACGGUAUGCUGAACAGCUACGAGCCUUUCAUCCAUGUUAUCGACUCUAUGGUCAACCAGCACUGUAAAUGGAUUGAGAAGUGUCUGGAGGUUGAGUGGCGUGUCAAGGUCCCAUCCUUGAACAUUCUCUUAACUGCCGUCGUUUGGAGACAAGACCACAACGGCUUUACACACCAAGAUCCUGGCUUCCUGGACGUCGUUUGCAACAAGAGUCCGGAAGUCGUUCGUAUUUACCUGCCACCUGAUGGAAACUGUCUUCUUUCAGUCAUGGACCACUGCUUCCAGUCACAGAACUACGUCAACGUGGUUGUAGCAGACAAGCAACCCCACAUUCAAUAUCUCACCAUGGAGGAAGCCAUCCAGCACUGUACCAAGGGUAUCGGUAUUUGGCCUCAGUUCUCUACAGAUAUAGGCGAAGAACCCGAUCUCAUCAUGGCCAGCUGCGGAGAUGUUUCUACUAGCGAGUCAUUGGCCGCCAUUGAUCUGUUACUUCAGCACUUCCCCGACAUGAAGAUCCGCUGCGUCAACGUCGUCGACCUAUUCAAGCUCAUCCACCACACGGACCAUCCUCAUGGUCUCACGGACAAAGAAUGGAUCGCUCUAUUCACGGAGAACAAACCCAUCAUAUUCAACUUCCACUCGUACCCCUGGCUCGUCCACCGCCUUACCUACAAGCGCCCCGGUAAUGCCAACAUCCACGUUCGGGGUUACAAGGAGAAGGGUAAUAUCGAUACCCCGCUUGAGCUCGCCAUCCGCAACCAAACCGAUCGGUUCAGUCUAGCUAUGGACGCCAUCGACCGCAUGCCACAACUUGGCAACCGUGGCGCUGCUGCACGUGACGCGCUCAAGAGCCAACAGGUAGCUGCUGCAAGCUUCUCGUUUGAACAUGGUGUCGAUCCCGAGUUCUUAAGCAACUGGUCGUGGCCCCAGGAGGGCAUCAAGGAAAGGCUGCAGAAGUUGAAGCUUACUAGCUGAACAGCUUAGGCAGUGUGAUGAUUCGGAUAGAUAAAUGGGCGUGGGUUGGAUGAUUUAAAAAAGAAAAUCAAAAGGCGGUGGUUAUGGCUUGCAUGAACGAGGAGUUGGAAUUUCCAUGGUUACGCAUUUCUGGGUUAUGGUUUAUGUCUUUCAUGUUACGAUAGUUGAUACGAUAUGAGAUGAAUAUCAGAACUGGAGAUUAUGUUAGGUUGAAGUGGACCUGA